Fibroporia radiculosa is the source of this 1464-nucleotide messenger RNA. RefSeq lists its product as uncharacterized. Gene Ontology annotation, molecular function: homocitrate synthase activity. The transcript has 8 exons. Lineage: Eukaryota; Fungi; Basidiomycota; Agaricomycetes; Polyporales; Fibroporiaceae. The coding region runs from base 1 to 1464 and encodes 487 amino acids. Gene Ontology annotation, cellular component: mitochondrion. The record is from RefSeq and is a predicted model, not a curated record.
AUGUGCCCUCACGCAAACGGCGACUCGAACCUUGCCAAUCCGUCCGAGAUGGUUGCGAUCGAUCUAUCGAAUGGCUCAUCCUCCGGUAAGGUCAACGGAGUCAACGGCCAUACCAACGGGGUGAACGGCCACGUUAAUGGAGCCAGCAAGCCAGCUGAGCAGCGACGGAAUCCAUAUGCUCCCCGAGCUUCUGAUUUCUUGAAUAACAUAUCAAAUUUCAAGAUUAUCGAGAGCACUUUGCGAGAGGGAGAACAGUUUGCGAAUGCCUUCUUCGACACCAAGACUAAAAUUUCUAUCGCCAAGGCUCUUGAUGCCUUUGGAGUGGAAUACCUUGAGCUCACGAGUCCUGCUGCUUCGGAACAGUCUCGCAGAGACUGUGAGGCUAUUUGCAAGUUAGGGCUGAAGGCUAAGAUUCUUACGCACAUUCGAUGCCACAUGGACGAUGCACGGAUAGCAGUCGAAACUGGUGUUGACGGCGUCGACGUUGUCAUCGGGACAUCGUCGUUCCUUCGCGAAUUCUCCCAUGGAAAGGACAUGGCUUACAUCACCAAGACGGCCAUUGAAGUAAUUGAAUUCGUCAAGAGCAAGGGUAUUGAAGUUCGUUUCUCCACGGAGGAUUCAUUGCGCUCAGAUCUCGUCGAUUUGCUCUCGAUCUACCAGACCGUAGACAAGAUUGGUGUCAACCGUGUCGGCAUUGCGGACACCGUGGGUUGCGCUAACCCUCGCCAAAUUUACGACCUCGUCCGGACGCUCCGAGGAGUCGUUAGGUGCGACAUUGAGCUCCACCUUCACAACGACACUGGGAUGGCGAUCGCGAACGCGUACACUGCAUUGGAAGCCGGCGCAACACACAUCGAUACCUCAGUUCUUGGCAUUGGCGAGCGUGUUGGUAUUACUCCAUUGGGAGGGUUGAUUGCAUGUCUCUAUGCCGCAAACCCGGAAUAUGUUAAAAGCAAGUACAAUCUGCCCAUGCUACGUGAGAUUGAGAACUUGGUUGCGGAGGCUGUUGAGGUCAACGUGCCAUUCAUGAAUCCUAUCACUGGAUAUUGUGCUUUCACUCACAAGGCCGGUAUCCACGCAAAGGCUAUUCUGAACAACCCGUCUACCUACGAGAUCCUCAAACCCGAGGAUUUUGGUCUCACGCGGUAUGUGUCAAUUGGACACAGAUUGACGGGCUGGAACGCGGUCAAGAGCCGUGUGGAACAGCUUGGCCUCAAGUUGACGGACGCUGAGAUUAAGGAUGCUACAGCCAAGAUUAAGGAGCUUGCUGAUGUGCGCACGCAGUCGAUGGAUGAUGUUGACUCGCUCCUCCGCGUCUACCACUCUGGUAUCCAGUCCGGCGAGCUUGCCGUUGGACAGAAGGAGGCGCUCGAUCGUUUACUUCGCAAGCACCGCGAGGGUGCAAUGGACAGUCGCGAUUCAUCUGCAAGCAGACCAUCGAGCCCUGUGCCGACUGCUGCGUAG